AGCUUAGGUAGACUUAGGUAAGGAGGGCGGGGCGUGCCUGCAGGGACCUGGCGUGGAGCUGGUCUCACUCCGUGUUAGACUCCAGGCAGGACUCGAGGCGGAAGCAGUAGUUCUGAGAAGGGUUGUGGGACUGAUGCAGUUCUGUCUACAGUGCGCGGUGCGGUGACGCCUCUAAAGAAUCAUGGCAGCGACUGACGAACUGGCCUUCCAUGAGUUCGAGGAAGCCACAAAUCUUCUGGCAGAGACCCCAAAUGCAGCUACCACUAGCCAAAGUGAUGCGCUGACCUCACGAGAGCACGUGGCUGUGGUUAUAGAAUCAGGUAUUGGCUAUAGAGCCGAAGAGAUGGAGGAAGAGGGUGACAAGACAUCGCUUCUACAGGAAGAAAAGCCACAGCCGAGAUUCUGGACGUUUGACUACUAUCAGAGCUUCUUUGAUGUGGACACUUCCCAGGUCUUGGACCGGAUCAAAGGCUCGCUGCUGCCCCACCCGGGCCACAACUUUGUGUGGCACCAUCUUAGAAAUCGGCCUGACUUAUAUGGACCCUUCUGGAUCUGUGCUACCUUGGCUUUUGUCCUGGCAGUUACUGGCAAUCUCACUUUGGUGCUUGCACAGAGGCGGGACCCCUCCAUCCACUACAGCCCCCAGUUCCACAAGGUGACUGUAGCAGGUGUCACCAUCUACUGCUAUGCGUGGUUAGUGCCACUGGCACUGUGGGGCUUCCUCCGGUGGCGCCAGGGCACAAGGGAGCACGAGCACAUGGGGUUGUACACCUUCCUGGAGACUGUUUGUGUCUAUGGCUACUCACUCUUUGUCUUCAUCCCCACAGUGGUCCUAUGGCUUAUCCCAGUGGAGUGGCUGCAGUGGCUCUUCGGAGCACUGGCUCUGGCUCUGUCAGCUGCUGGGCUGGUGUUCACACUGUGGCCUGUUGUCCGAGAGGAUACAAGGCUGGUGGCUAUAGCACUGCUGUCCAUUGUAGUGCUGCUUCACGCUCUCUUGGCGCUAGGUUGUAAGCUGUACUUCUUCCAGCCACUGCCUCUGGAACAUGUUGUACCAGGACCAAAAGCCACACCUCUAUCUCCCAGUGUCCUGCUGCCCACCUCAGCCCGGUCCAUGACAACCUUCUAGGAAGGCCAGGCCUGCAGGAAGAGCCACCUGAGGAGUUAUGACACAGCCAGGCCUGGAGGCCAUAGCUGCAAGGAGCCCCAGCAGUGCCAUACUUACAUGGAGCCAAUAAAAGCAACAUCGAACCAGAAUGCCAAGCCAUGGACCAGUCCUGAAUGCAGCAUGUGGAAUUUGAAUGGGAUUUCUAUCCUGCAAGGCAAAGUGCAUGGGCUUGCUGUAGAAGCCCAACCCGACUGUAAGGAGAGGAGGGGUAGCUGGGGGGACAGCAGCUGGCCGUGAAUGCCCAGGGGGUGAUGGGUACAGACUAUGAGGAGCACAGGGGUAGAGGUAUCCAAGAGAUGAUGGGUACCUGUGCAAAUCGCCUUCUUUGGCUUCUAAGAAGUUCACUGUGUACUUGACAGAUUUGGCCAUCAGGAUCCGGAUGUCAAAUGUGUCCUGCAAGAUGACAGGUGUGACCCAGCUUGUGCUGCAAAUGCCAUGGAAGAAGGGGAAAGCCUCAAUGCCUUCCCUUAUUCUCCAGGCCUGGCCAUGGCACUAACCUCUGCUACAUAUCUGGCUACAUAUUUUGCCCUUUUCAGAUUCGCUAGGCACAAUACUAGGGACAGCAAUUAGACUACACCCCUCAAAAUUGUAUAUUAAUAACAGGGGAUAGCAGGGAUAUUUCUGCAAGUUCAAAGCCAGCCUGGUCUAUAUAAUGAGUUCCAAAGCUGGGUGGUGGUGGUGCACACCUUUAAUCCCAGAAUUUAGGAGGCAGAGGCAGGCGGAUCUCUGUGAUUUCGAGACCUGCUUGGUCUACAGAGUGAGCUCCAGGACAGCCAGGGUUGUUAUACAGAGAAACCCUGUCUCAGGGCAGACUGAGUCCUGGGCCUCAUGCACGUGAGACAAGCACUCUGCACUGAGCUAAUCCUUAGCAAACUUAGGAUGACAACAAUACGACAGUGAGCAACACCCAUAUUCCCACCUACUCAGCAAGUGAUGGCACCUAUUCACUUGGGUCUAGCCAAGCAACAUAUGAAAA
This is a messenger RNA of Myodes glareolus (Bank vole), 2141 nucleotides long. RefSeq names its product Yip1 domain family member 2 (gene Yipf2). Gene Ontology annotation, cellular component: membrane; Golgi apparatus. Lineage: Eukaryota; Metazoa; Chordata; Mammalia; Rodentia; Cricetidae. Gene Ontology annotation, molecular function: small GTPase binding. The record is from RefSeq and is a predicted model, not a curated record. Gene Ontology annotation, biological process: vesicle-mediated transport.